This is a messenger RNA of Electrophorus electricus (electric eel), 2257 nucleotides long. RefSeq names its product (Lyso)-N-acylphosphatidylethanolamine lipase-like. The record is from RefSeq and is a predicted model, not a curated record. Gene Ontology annotation, biological process: lipid homeostasis; phosphatidic acid biosynthetic process. Lineage: Eukaryota; Metazoa; Chordata; Actinopteri; Gymnotiformes; Gymnotidae. Gene Ontology annotation, molecular function: phosphatidylcholine lysophospholipase A1 activity; lysophosphatidic acid acyltransferase activity. Gene Ontology annotation, cellular component: mitochondrion; lipid droplet.
CAAGCUUAAACCUGACGGAUUGUACACCGCACAAGCGUCCCCGUGUCACGGGGAUAUGAUAAAUAGUUCCUCAUCCACGGAGUGUAGCGGUCUUACAAGUUUUGCGAGCUGUAAGUUAUCUUGCUGUGACACUUGUGGAUAAAACUAAACAUUUGUGACAGCCUUUAUUUUCAAUAUGAUCGUGAUCUUCCUACACCAAAGCGGCCACUUUUCAGCUCCUUCAGAAAACGAAGGUAGAAAACUUCACUGCUAACAUGGAGAAACACUGACCGCAACAGGAUAUUUGCAGUCAGUUCGUCGUUCCGAAUAGGCCUAUUCAUGCGAGACACGGUUUUGAGCUUGGACUUGUACCCUUUUGUGUCAUGCAGGACGAGAGCGAGAGCAACGGAAAAGUAUCAAGAUGGACUUGGUGGGCUUCGUGGCGUCCUACCUCUCUUUCCCUCUUGAAGAAUACAGAGACAAAAAUAUUGGACCGUGUUCAGAAUGAUUUGUGGGCCCGUUUUGUCUCAUUACCGACUCAGGACAGAAUCUGGACAAUCACAGUCACUCAUACAAGUCUCAAAACAGCGCCAAAACCAUUGUCCCGGACUCCACUGGUGAUGGUUCAUGGUUUCGGGGGAGGUGUGGGUCUCUGGAUUAAGAACCUGGACCCCCUGUGUCAGUCUCGCCCUGUCUUUGCAUUCGACCUACUGGGGUUUGGACGCAGCUCCCGCCCGCGCUUCCUGCUGGACCCUGUCCAGGCCGAGCAGCAGUCAGUCAUCUCUAUAGAACACUGGAGGCAGGCCCUGGGCCUGGAAAAAAUGAUCUUAUUGGGCCAUAGUUUAGGGGGUUACCUAGCAACAUCCUAUACCAUACAGUAUCCUGAGAGAGUUUGUCAUCUGAUCCUGGUUGACCCCUGGGGCUUUUCACCGGCCCCCCCAGAAGGGAUGGCCAAGCUGGGAUUUCCACGCUGGGUGGAGGCUCUCAUAGCUGUGGCCUCUCUCUUCAACCCACUGGCUGUGAUCCGUGCCACAGGCCCCUGGGGUCCUAAGUUAAUUUGUCGUGUCCGACCAGACUUCAAGAAGAAUUUUGAGGAGCUUUUUAAUGAUGAUACCAUUAUGGAAUAUAUCUAUCACUGCAAUGCUCAAACUCCCAGCGGCGAGGUGGGUUUCAGGACUAUGUCCAGGUCAUUGCUCUGGGCAAAGAGGCCUAUGCUGGACAGGGUUCACCUCUUGCCCCCUGGACUCCCAGUAACACUGGUGUAUGGUGGGCAGUCGUGGAUGGACAGUGCAACCGGAGAAAGAGUCGCCCAUCUUAGACCCAACAGCUACACUCACACUGUGGUGGUAGAGGGAGCGCCUCACCAUGUCUAUGCUGAUAAGUCAGAAGCUUUCAAUUCUGUGGUGCAGAGUGUCUGUGACACUGUUGAUUAAAUCAGAAUAUGUGUGUGUGCCUGCAGUGCAUGCUGGUGGAUAAAACUAGAGAUUCCUGCUGGUAUGCAACAUGACACAAAAAAAAUGUAAAUGUAAAAAAAUUUUAUAUUCAUAAACUACUAUUGAUCCUAUCUUCAGUUUACUACUUUUUACCACUAAUGUUCAGCGGUCAGGAGGUGGACGCAAGAUUUAUUAAGGGCAAAUCUACAAUCAGUCGUUAAAACAGUCCAGGGUCAGUGAGGCAACAUAUAGAGUCCAGGAAUACAUAGUAACAAACAAACAAAGGCACAUAAUGACAAAAAAAGGCUAUAUAUUGAUAGAAGCAUCGAAAAGACCAAACAACUAACAUUAUCGAGAAUGAGAGCUAGAUAACAAACACAAUAGGCAGAGAAUAAUGAGAUUCGAAUACGAACAGCUGGAUUUAAAAUGCAAGCUAAGAAUUGCAAACAGUAGCUUGGAUAAACACAGCCUAUAGUGAAUAAAGUGUGGAUUACAAUGACCAGCAAACACAGGGAACAAGGCAGGGUUUAAAUACGUACAACGAGAUUUAACAAGACACAGUUGCAACUCAUGAGGGGCGGGAAAACUAAGAGAACCACAAGUAAAGCAAAGCAAAGAUAAGAGACUGGUAAACCAUGACAACUAAGACACUAGGGAAUGGCCAAUCAUGACAGAGAAACAUUUGUACCACAUUGAUGACGCUCCUUAAAUGAAAAAUCCCUUUAGUAAGCACACAAGUGAAAGGCAUACACAUUUAAUGUCUAUAGAAUGACAGGAGUAACAUAUCCUAAUUUCUAUAUGGUACUUAAAGCUAUAAAAAGAUUAGACUUCAGUUUAGAAAUGUU